CCAGCGCUUCCCUCCCGCCGAGAUCCCGAUGGGUUGAAACCCGUUUUCGCCAAGUCUCGCCUUGCCACUCGUUUGACACAUUUUGUUCGGAAUAGCUCGCAAGGAGCACUUAGAUUGUUUCCGAAACGCCUUGAAGGUGAUCGAGGAUUAGCGGCAAAGGAAAUCCCAUUGGCGGUAUUCUCAGCUCCACCGAUCCAAGCCACACAUCAACCCACUUGCCACCAUCACGACCAACAUCCCUUGCCAACUCCGCAGCGUCUUGGCGCCAUCACAAUAAUCCUGUUGGCUCCGAGAAUAUCUCCAUAACCGGCUCCGUUGUACGUGAACCGAUGAGCCUCCUGCGCACCUCCUCCACGGCGCGAUUCUUCGCUGGGCUGUUCGUCACCGCCGGUCUCUUUGCCUACUUCACACAUUCAGUGCCCUCGCUGUCGCUCCAGCUACAAAUGGACGACGAACCAGCGCCAGGUCCCAUCUCGGGCAUCACCGUGUCCCUAAAACAAAAGAGCACGUCACCGCCCACAAUCGUAGUCCAUGUGACCAACACCAACAGCGACCCUGUCACGUUCCUCUCCUACGCUUCCCCGCUGGACGGGCUGGCACUGCAGCUCGGCCUGCUAUCCAUCACGCCUGACGGCGCGAGCGCACCUCUCGAAAUCCCAACUCUCGAGGUGCAGAGAAAGUGGCCGCCAGAAGCGGAGUCACUCGUCACCUUUGCGCCAGGAGAGAGCCAGCAGCAGGAUAUAGUGCUGAAGGACACAGUGGUGUCGCCAGACGAUAUAGGCGCCAAGGCGAUUGUGCAGUUGAAGGGCAAGUGGCAAGCUGUCUGGGGGAAGGCAAAGGAGGAUAUUAGCAAAGAGGCGAUGGAGAAGGCCGGAAUUGCUGAUGAUGCCUAUUCGGGGGUUUUCAUGUCAAAUGAAUUAGAGAUUGAAGUUACUGCUUAAAUCUAUCCGUGUUUGAGUUCGCUUGGGGCAAUGGAGGCUUGGCGUUUAGCACAUUACAUG
Messenger RNA from Ilyonectria robusta, 1001 nucleotides. RefSeq lists its product as uncharacterized. Lineage: Eukaryota; Fungi; Ascomycota; Sordariomycetes; Hypocreales; Nectriaceae. The coding region runs from base 330 to 941 and encodes 203 amino acids. The record is from RefSeq and is a predicted model, not a curated record. The transcript has a single exon.